Penicillium roqueforti is the source of this 2142-nucleotide messenger RNA. It is a transcript of the gene ace2, whose product is annotated as putative C2H2 transcription factor (Swi5). The record is from RefSeq and is a predicted model, not a curated record. The coding region runs from base 1 to 2142 and encodes 713 amino acids. Gene Ontology annotation, cellular component: nucleus. Gene Ontology annotation, biological process: regulation of transcription by RNA polymerase II. NCBI's taxonomy places the organism in Eukaryota, Fungi, Ascomycota, Eurotiomycetes, Eurotiales, Aspergillaceae. Gene Ontology annotation, molecular function: RNA polymerase II cis-regulatory region sequence-specific DNA binding; DNA-binding transcription factor activity, RNA polymerase II-specific. The transcript is spliced from 2 exons.
AUGAACUCCAACGCGCUGGGAACCGGUCGUCACCGCCGUCAAAUCUCCACCCCAGUUGCUCCAUACCAACCAGUCAUGACCAAUAUGCAACCCCAUCGGUCACAUCGUCGAGGCCAGACUGUGGACUACAACUCCUUCAGUCAACAGCCCAAUGUCGACCGACACAUGCCGAAGACGGUCUCGCAGUUGCGAGAUUAUUUUAACGAAAAAUCAGGUUUCUCAUAUCAACCGAGGGAUGUACAGCAGUAUCAAUCCUAUGCCCAGCAGCCCGAGCAGGCUUUCAUCCCACAUGGCAUGCACAUGCAGCAGCCAUAUCAAUAUCAACAACAGUCGCUCGGGUCUGACUGCCAGGCUUUCAACCAAGAACAAUUGCAAGCGAUCCACACCACCACUGGCAGCCCUGCGCCCUCGUCCAUCGGUGCUCCGGCCUUGUCCCGAUCAGCCAGUGAGAGCUCCGAAAAUACACCAUUGAAGCGUGCGCUGCACCGUAUGCAACAAGAGCAAUUCUCGAACCAACAACAGCAACAAUAUGUCGGCAAUGCCGAUUGGGAAUUGUACUCUCGGCGCAACAUGCCAAUCAUCCAAAACGAGCAGGUGACGGCCUAUGCCGGACCAAUGCACCCAGUCUCUGUUCAACCAAAGGCUCCAUCUGCGAAAAUUCUUUCGCAAAUGUCUACUGCUUACUCCCCCUUGACCCCCGAUUCUACCCCAUUGAAAAGAUCUAUUGAUUAUUCCAUGUACAGCAAUGUCCCAACACCUUCCAAGUCCCAAAGUUUCUCAUUCCCCCAUAACCCCGCUACUGCUGAGAUGCAGAGAGCGCAGUCUUUUCAAGGAGCCUAUGUCAAUUCUGUGCAGAUUAAGCAGCAAAUGCCCUCUCCGGUCAAUUCCCCGAUUAGCACGUUCGCCGAAAUUGCCGAUAUGCCAUCCCCGAGUUCAUAUGGAAUGACGCCUCAAAAUUCCAAUAUCUCAAUCACAUCUUCCACUGGCAGAACCAAAAAACGUGCCCCGUCUACUGUGUCGUCUCCCAUCGAGCUAGCCGCUCACGAUGAUGACCUUGACGCCCGAGUCAAGGCCUCAGUCCAGGAAACCGGCGUUUCGACUGACGAGAUUGCCAAGUUCAUCUCCGGCCCCGACCCCAAAGAUGGAAAGUGGGUCUGUCUAUUUACAGGCUGCCUUUGCCGCUUUGGUCGCAAGGAAAACAUCAAGUCCCACGUCCAAACACACCUCGGAGACCGUCAAUUCAAAUGCGACAUUUGCGAAAAGCACUUUGUGCGCGGACACGAUCUCAAGCGCCAUCUCAAGACACACAGUGGCAAUAAGCCCUUCGCCUGUGCCUGUGGCGCCAGCUUUGCUCGACAGGAUGCCCUAACUCGGCACCGCCAGCGCGAUAUGUGUGUUGGAGGCUUCACCGGUGUAGUUCCAAAGACCACCAAGCGCGGUCGCCCCCCGAAGAAGAAGAACAGCCGUCCGGAUCUCGAUACUCGCCAGGCCAAGUCCACUCGUACUCGUCAACGUGUUGCUGAAAAAUCCACCUCAAACGGUUCAGCCCAGACCCAUGCCACUCUGCAAGAUGCUCCCGUGUUCAACUCGCCCAACUAUGCCCCAUCCAGUGCCGUCUCAUCCUAUACGCCGCCCACCUCUCCCGGAGACAGAUACCACACAAUGUCCCCGCCAUGCCACACCUACAACCCCGUGAAUGCCCGGCUCGAGGAUGACAUGCUGCCCUUGUCACCACCUCAACUCGCCCACGCUAGAUACGAACAGGCAAUGGCUCAGUACGCAUCGAAUUUCAGCUCGCAGACAUACUCGCAGGAAUCCACGUACUCGCAGGAAUCUCUCUAUAGUGAAUCUGCCCUCUCGCCUCGGGAGAUGUCUUCCCCUCGGUCGGCGCCCACUCUGGCCGAAUCAUCCGUCAGCUCGGAGAUCGAUAUCUUCAUGACCCAAGAUCCCUCCGAGGACUUGCGACAGGAGUUCGGUCAUCUCGCUCACUCGGGCAUCCCUGGUUUCCCGACUUAUCAAUUCGUCGAUGCAACCGACUUCGCCCCUGUCUCGUCAUAUUAUCCCGAGAAGACCUUCUCUGGUAUUGAUGACCUGACGGACCCAAUCGACUGCUUGUCCAGCGAGUUCCUAGUGGACCCUUGA